Cadophora gregata is the source of this 1023-nucleotide messenger RNA. RefSeq names its product putative mitochondrial 2-oxoglutarate/malate carrier protein (gene MIC33). Lineage: Eukaryota; Fungi; Ascomycota; Leotiomycetes; Helotiales; Ploettnerulaceae. Bases 1 to 1023 code for a protein of 340 amino acids. Gene Ontology annotation, biological process: transmembrane transport. The record is from RefSeq and is a predicted model, not a curated record. The transcript has 2 exons. Gene Ontology annotation, molecular function: oxoglutarate:malate antiporter activity.
AUGUCAACCUCGAACUCCAUCAAGCAAGCCGCCGAAGCGACUCGAAAUAAGACGUCCGAAGCAAUGGAAGCUACAAAGCGCAUAGCAGAUACCGCGAAAGCAGAUCCAAUUGCCGCGAAAAAUGACUUCCUCCACACGCCUUUCAUGCGCGGGGCUCUCCCCUUCAUCAAUGGCGGAGUUGCAGGAAUGGUAGCUACAACAUGCAUUCAGCCCAUCGACAUGAUUAAAGUGCGUCUCCAGCUCGCCGGCGAGGGAGCUCGAACAGGCCCCAAACCAACCCCUCUCAGCGUAACAAAAGAAAUCAUUGCUGCAGGAAAAGUCAUGGAUCUCUACACCGGCCUCUCAGCGGGUCUUCUCCGUCAAGCCGUGUACACGACAGCUCGGCUGGGCUUUUUCGACACCUUCAUGAAGCAGCUCACAACGCGGGCAAAAGAGAAGGGAAACACUAUCGGAUUUGCCGAGCGUGCAAGCGCGGGCCUCACAGCCGGUGGUCUGGCAGCCAUGAUCGGCAACCCAGCAGAUCUUGCGCUUAUCCGGAUGCAAUCCGACGGCUUGAAACCUGCAGCGGAGAGGAAAAACUACAAGUCCGUCAUCGAUGCCCUACGGAGCAUUGCAAAGUCGGAAGGUAUUGGAGCUCUUUGGGCUGGAGCUGCGCCGACUGUCGUACGAGCCAUGGCUUUAAAUUUCGGGCAGCUGGCUUUCUUCUCCGAGGCUAAACAGCGUCUCAAGGACUCGAACAUGAGCCCGAGGGCGCAGACAUUGAGUGCGAGUGCUGUGGCUGGUUUCUUUGCUAGUUUCUUCAGCUUGCCGUUUGACUUCGUCAAGACGAGGUUGCAGAAGCAAUCGAGAGCACCAGAUGGAACCCUGCCGUACAAGAGUAUGAUACACUGCUUUACAAAAGUUGCGAAGGAUGAGGGUAUUUUCAGAUUUUACAGAGGGUUCAGUACUUACUACGUCAGAAUUGCGCCGCAUGCGAUGGUAACAUUGAUCGUUGCGGAUUAUCUUGGCUUCAUCACCAAGUGA